AGUAUAAAUCUUUUGUGCCCUGGUGUAAAUCUCAAAGUUUAGCAGUUAACUGUAUUCAUUUACGAAGAUAAUCACAUCAUGCAAAAUGGAUUUAUAUGCAAUGUAGUUACCCAAUUCACGCUAGUAAAAAGCGACAGUCUGCAGUUAGAUGUCUUUCAGAUUCACAGCUCCUGAUUCAAUGUUUGUCUCUGCUAACAGUUAAAAUCUUUUGAGCCGUAUGAAGCCUGCAUGUGUCUGCCAUUAUCUGCCAUACUGUCAAGACAGAGGGUUUGCGUGCAGUUCUGAAAAAGUGACAACAUGGCGACUGCAGAGAGCGUGUCAGCUUUUUUAGACACCAACAGAAACUGCACGAUACAGAUCGCUAACAUGAGCGAAGUCUACAGCCUCAACAACGCAAAGGUCUACACGUUCAGUGGGUACUGCUGCCAUCCUCCUCAGCCCACAAUCAGCUCCAACAAGACCGGGGUCUGCGCAAUCACUAAAACAGGCACUGCCCGCGGGGCCGUAGGUGUCUUGACCUAUGACCUCUUCCAUAUGAAGAACAAGGUGUGCACUGAACGCAUGGCUAUUCUGUUCUCCGUUCCCUACGACUACAACUUCUACAGUAACUACUUUGGAAUUGGGGUGAUCAAGACUGCCCGUGAGUGCAAUGAAACCCUGUACAAUGACAUGUAUUACGGAAGCGACAGCAGUUUUACUCGUGCGAAAGCAGAGGAGUCUGGAAUCACUCACAGUGGACAGAGAGUUGAAUUAAGAGCAACUAUGUCAAAUGUGGGCAAAGCUAUUAUUAAACUAGAGAUCCAUGACAAACUGAGCUAAAAGUAUGUAGUUUAGCCUUACAAAAGAAUUUAUUUUCAUGAGUUCAUAAAAGUAAAAGUAUGCAAUUGUGAUUGUAAAACCUAAUAAAGAGGCAAAAUAGUCAAAAUUGACUGAAUCUUGUAUUGUGUAUUUUAGUGUUGUAGUUCUCUAGACCGGUCUCAAGAUCACUUUUUAUAGAUCUUGGUCUCGUCUUGGAA
Messenger RNA from Misgurnus anguillicaudatus (oriental weatherfish), 1016 nucleotides. Lineage: Eukaryota; Metazoa; Chordata; Actinopteri; Cypriniformes; Cobitidae. The record is from RefSeq and is a predicted model, not a curated record.